This is a messenger RNA of Anopheles cruzii, 1299 nucleotides long. Its product is annotated as tubulin beta chain-like. Gene Ontology annotation, molecular function: GTP binding; structural constituent of cytoskeleton; GTPase activity. The record is from RefSeq and is a predicted model, not a curated record. Gene Ontology annotation, cellular component: cytoplasm; microtubule. The coding region runs from base 1 to 1299 and encodes 432 amino acids. The transcript has a single exon. Lineage: Eukaryota; Metazoa; Arthropoda; Insecta; Diptera; Culicidae. Gene Ontology annotation, biological process: mitotic cell cycle; microtubule cytoskeleton organization.
AUGCGUGAAAUUGUAGUGUUUCAUUUGGGUCAAUGCGGUAAUCGUGUUGCGGAAAGCUUCUGGGAAAACAUCUGCGACGAGCACUGUUUGGACCAAGAAGGGCGUUUUGUGGGCGAUCAUUACUUGCCGCUACAGCGAAUCAAUGUGUACUUUGACGAGUCGCCGUGUUGUAAUUACGUUCCCAGGACAGUAUUCGCAGACCUGGACCAAGGUUCGCUAGAUUACCUUCGCUGCUCCAGCUACGGGCGGCUCUUCUCGCCGGACAGCUUCAUUGGCGGGCAGACUAGUGCUGGAAACAACUGGGCCCGAGGUUACCACACCGAGGGAGCUGAGCUGCUGGAUGUAAUCAUGAAUUCCGCUCGAAGAAUGGUUGAAGGAUGCGAUUGCUUGCAAGGGUUCCAGUUGGUACACUCAAUUGGCGGUGGCACCGGAUCCGGUUUGGGAACGCUUUUGCUCGAGAAUCUUCACGAUCUGUACCCGAGUAAGAUCCGUAACACAUUCAGUGUCAUUCCCUCGCCGAAGGUGUCGGAAGUAGUGGUGGAACCGUACAACUCGGUGUUGGCCCUUAGCUCGAUGAUCCAGUCGAGUGACGAAACGUUUUGCCUCGACAAUGAAGCUCUGUACAACAUCUGCACGAACACCCUCCGUAUGACGAGCCCAGGUCUGGACGAUCUAAACCAUUUAGUGGCAACAGCGAUGGCCGGUAUUACAUGCAGCUUUCGCUAUCCUGGUCAGCUUAACUCCGAUCUGCGCAAGCUACUCACCAACAUGGUCCCGUACCGGAAGCUGCACUUUUUCGUUCCUGGCCUCGCUCCGCUUUGCUCGCGGGAAGCGGAAUGUUAUCGGCAAACGACUGUGCCGGAGCUGGUACACCAACUAUUCGACACCAAGAACCUGAUGGCCGCUUGUAACCCUGCGAGUGGAACUUAUCUGACCGCGGCUGCCAUAUUCAGAGGAAGGUUGUCCACACGAAUCAUUGAGGAGCAGAUGAGUGAAAUGCGCUCCAAGAAUCAGCGAUCGUUCAGCUCGUUCAUACCGAACAAUAUCAAGUGUGCAAUUUGCGACAUACCUCCAAGGGGCCAAAAGAUGUCGGCCACAUUCGUCGCCAACACAACGGCUAUCACGCAGCUGUUCCGGCGCAUUACCAAACAAUUUUCCACCAUGUUCCGUCAGAAGGCGUUUCUUCACUGGUACAUGAGCGAGGGCAUGGAAGAGAGCGAGUUUGUGGAAAUGGAAGGGAAGUUGGCUAGCUUGGUAGAGGAAUACGGUACCUAUGACCUGGCAAGGACACCCAUCUAG